ACGUGUGCUGCGGCUAACGGCUGAGAGCCGCUUGCUGUGUCAACAUAAACUAACGCGAGGGGUCUCUUCGGUUUUCAGACGACGAUGAGGCGAGGCGAGUGUGCGUCAUUACUUAGGCUUCUCCUGGCAGCUGUGCUGGGGGCCCAGCUAUGCAGUGCCCUGUCGCUCUCUACAUAUUUUGGUCCCGAAGACAAAGCCCGCCUCAAGAGCCUCUUCACGUCGCCCAAGGCCCUGGCAGACUUGCCAUCGGCGCACUAUGCAGCGUAUGGAUUGAGCCUUCUGGGUGAAAAGAUUACAAACCCUCAGGAUUACUGCAAAGUCUUGAAAACUGUUGAUCAAAAGAACCUUGAGGCCCUCUACCAUGCGGCAUCUGGCAGCAAAGUUCUUGGCAACUGCCCUCUGGACAUUCCAGAGGGCAAGGCAACGCUGCAGGCUGCAUUGAAGGAGGACUCCUCCGUAGUGCAGCUUUAUCACGCAGUUUUGGCACUGAAAGCUCUCGGUGUAUCAGUGGACUCUUCGAAGGUCAGCCAGCUUCUGCUUUCCGCCCUCAAGAAAGACGACAACAUGGUCAACCUGGGCUAUGCAUUCCACGUGGCUUCAGUCUUGGGUGGAAACCUCACCCCAUUCACGGACCGCAUCGAGGAUGCCAUUGUGCAAGCUGACGAAGUGGGCAGCGACCUCCUUCAGUUCGAGGGAGGCCUCAGUGUCACUGCUACAAUCCUGAGCGGUGUUUAUCGUCUUGCCGAAGCUGCCAAGAAGGCUCCGACCGUCACCAAGGAGCAAGUGCUGAAGUUUGCGAACUACCUGCUGUCCCGCAAGAACGUCCAGCCGGUCAAGGGAGCGGCCCUUCUGUACGACGUGCUCAAGCUCCUCGCAACAAACUCGUACCACGUUCCCGUGGCAACCAGCCUGUCUGGCUCUGGCGCCCUGAGCAAGGCCUCGCCCACCGUUGUUGUGCAAGUGACGGACGUCCUGGGCUCGCCUCUGGGUCCCCUCUCUGUGCUGCUAAACAAGGGUCGUCUGCUUGACAGCCAAGUUGUGAUGGAGAGGAAACCGUUCGCUCCGGCCAAGGAGGACCCGUCUCUCUAUGUGUUCAACUUUGUGUCGAACAAGCCACGUCGGGGCUUCUACCAGCUAUCUAUUAACGCUGUUCCUGUCAAGGCUGACAGUCGUCUUGUUGGAAACACUGAUGCUGAGCUCGGCGUGAAAGUGCUGACUGAUGUGGAAGUGGUUGGACUCGAGCUUGGCACUGCUGACCGGGACCAGACAGCUGCUCCUCAGAUGACUCCGGUGGCUUUCCGUAGCAAGAUGGGCCAGGUCGUGGAGGCGGACCACCACCAGAAGCUGGUGAUGAAGUUUUCGCUCAAGGAUGUCUCCAACGGGGACAUCAUGUCGGCGCACCAGGUCUUCGUGCACCUCUACCAUGUAGAGACCAAGCGCGAGAUUGUCUUCCUGGCCGAGCCAGACACGAGCGUUGUCUACCGCUUUGACGGAGGUGGUAGCAGAGGUUUCAUCGCUAAGUGCGUUAUGUGGGCUUUUGUGUGUACUCUAUUCAUGUUUGCGAAGUCGUUUAGCGUCUUCAGGCCUCAGCGAUUGAUAGCAAUAGCAAAAUUUUUGCCAGCAGUGGCAUCAUGGUCGCAUUGGAGCGUCUUUCUUUUUCUCCAGGCUUCCUUGCAGCUAACCCUGCCGCCAAACCCAUCGCCCCCGAAACCUACUGUCGACGUGUAUGCUCCAAAGCCAGAAAUCAAGCAUCUGUUCAGGGAGCAGGAGAAGCGUCCGCCGGUGUUACUCUCGAACGCAUUUUGCGGCCUGGUCCUGGUUCCCCUACUGCUGCUGAUUGUGCUGUGGAUACGCAUCGGAGUGAACUUGUCCAACUUCCCCUUCAGUCUGAGCACCAUCGUGUUUCACCUGGGUUUGGCAGCCAUCUUCGGCCUGUUUUGUUGCUUCUGGCUACGGCUCAACAUGUUCACAACACUCAAGUACCUGGCCGGGCUGGGCACAGUCACCUUCAUCUCGGGCCAUGGCAUGCUCACACAGCUCACGCAGAAGAAGUAGAGGUAGAUCAUAUAAAUGGAAGUCAUCGGAAGCAAGGGACAGGGAAGGCAUCAUUCCUUUUUUUUUUUCUUACUUUAUAGUGUGCAGGUGGGGAAGCUGCAUGUGUCGUGUGCAAGGACAUUUUUCAUUCCAUGGGUCUCUGUUUUCAUGAGUGUAUGGCUGUGCCAUUUCUUUAUGAGCUUGUAUAGUAGUACGGUGAGUGACAGUGUGCUUCAUCGCUGGAACACUCUUGCAAAUGUUUUUGUUACUUUGUAUUUGGUUGUUUUUCCUGUUUUAUUUCAUGCCUCUGUGGCCGCUUAGUAAAGUGAUUGAGAAAGCUCAUGGUUUUUUUUUCUAAAUUUUUUUUUCACUCACACUAUCUGUCUGCCAUGUUGAAGACCUGUAAUAAAAAGUUCUUUUUCAGACAAUACAA
Molecule: messenger RNA, 2467 nt
Organism: Rhipicephalus microplus (southern cattle tick)
Lineage: Eukaryota; Metazoa; Arthropoda; Arachnida; Ixodida; Ixodidae
Gene: OstDelta
Product: oligosaccharide transferase delta subunit
Biological process (GO): protein N-linked glycosylation
Cellular component (GO): oligosaccharyltransferase complex; membrane
Source: RefSeq, a predicted model, not a curated record